CCUCCUCCUCCAAACAUGGCGCCGGCCCGCAGCGUUGCUGCUUCCCCGACAGACGACGCAGAGAGGGACAGAAGGAGGAGAAGAAGAAGCGGGCAGCAGUCCACCCUCAACGUGUUUUAAAAACUCCUUUAAAACGAAGAUAACAUAACGCUCUUUAGGAUUUCCUCCCGGAGACUUCAAACGCGCCGCUUUUGGAGACGUUUACGCGUCAAGCUGUGCGCGUAACGGAGAGCCCACCUGUCCGACGAAGGUAGAUUUCACUCCCGUUACUUGGAGGAUGUGAAUCUCCCUGAUUUAGGUGAAAUACCGGACCGGAGCGAGCAGACAGACGGGUACCUCGGGGUCAGAGCUGGCUCUGGUAAAAACAUGUGCAGCCCUGUGAGGAGCAGAAACACAGAGGCUGUAGAGGACUGAGUCUUUCCAGGGAAAAAAACAACUUUUUCCGCUGUUCCACACCGAGAGGAUGGAUGGAGAACAUUUUGCGCUCUCAGGAGUUGAGAGGGAAAGAGAGAGGCUUCCACCAAUUUACAACAGCUCCGCUCCAGCUGGUUUUGGGCGAGGAGCCAAGCAGCCAUUUCCAUCUCUGGGCACCUUCAUCUCCACACUGAGCCAGAGGAGGGACGCAGGGGGGCGGGGCCUUGCUGGCGGCAUGACGGGUACAAUGGCCAACACCCAGUGGCUCAGACAUGGGAGAGAGCUGCCUCCGAUCUGCAGCGAUGUUCGUCAAAAGCAGCGGAUCUCCAUUGACACCCUGCCCCCAGAGGUCAAAGCUCCGUUCCCCUCUGACCCCAUCAUCCCCCUGCGGACCAAGACCACCAAGGAGUUUCAGGAGGACAUGGAGCGUGCCGUCCAAUCAGGUGACUGGAGGGAGGUCCGAGAGUUUUACCUGACCACCUUCGACUCCUUCAUAGAAAUCAACGCUGCCUUCAAGCGAGAGGCGAACGGAUCGUUUAACACCAUAGAUGAUUCAGGAGUCAACGCCAAGUUUGUCAAUGCUGUUUACGACGCACUGCUCAGCACACCUCAAGACAUCCAGAAGUCAGUGCUGAAAGGGAUCAUCAACAGCCUGCUGAGGGAGUGGAAAGGGCCUCGGACAAAAGAUGACCUGCGAGCUUAUUUCAUUCUUGUUCAGAACCCCCAGUAUUCCAACACCAGCACCUAUGUGAUCUACGCUCACUUGCUGAGGCAGAUCGCUGCUCUGUCUGAGGCCGACCACCACUUCCUGGUUCAUUGGCUUAAAAAGCUGUCGGCGAGGCGUUUCAGGCAGCUGGUAGAGCGCCUCCUGCAGUUCAUCUCCACCCGUCUGUUUCCUGCAGAACCAGACGAACUUCCUCCUCUGGCCAAGUGCUCCUGGUGGAUUCCUUCUGCUACCAAAGUCCUCGGCCUGUUCAAUGCAGCCAACAGUGUCUCCUCUACUCCCAUCAUGCCAUUCACGGACUUCUACAACAUCACUCUGGAGCACAUAGACUUCAUGGAGGAGUACAGGACCUGGCAGAGCUACGGCAACUCUAAUAGGUUUUCCUUCUGUCAGUUUCCCUUCAUCCUUUCAACGGUAGUGAAGAAAGCCAUCAUCCAGAAAGACUCUGAGCAACAGAUGAUCAGUCAAGCCAGGCAAAGCCUGGUCAGUAAAGUUUCUCGCAGGCAGAGAGUGGACAUGAACCUUCUGUUCCUCAACAUUAAAGUACGACGAGCACAGCUCCUCAGCGACUCACUGGAUGAGUUGACGAGGAAGCGGUGUGACCUGAAGAAGAAGCUGCGGGUGACGUUUGUCGGGGAGGCGGGGCUGGACAUGGGCGGCCUGACGAAGGAGUGGUUCCUGCUGCUGGUGCGACAGAUCUUCCACACAGACUACGGAAUGUUCACCUACAUGAAGGACUCGCGCUGCCAUUGGUUCAGCAGCUGGAAGUGUGACAACUAUUCGGAGUUCCAGUUGGUCGGGACUCUGAUGGGCUUAGCAGUUUACAACAGCAUCGCUCUGGACAUCCACUUCCCUCUCUACUGUUACAGGAAGCUCCUCACUCCACCUACUGUACCAUGUGACCAAAAUGCCCUUAUCGGCAUGGCAAACGCCACCCUGGACGACCUGCAGCAGAUCAUGCCGGAGCUGGCUCAUGGUUUGGGAGAGCUGCUGAGCUACGAGGGAAACGUAGAGGACGACUUCUACCUCACCUUCCAGGUGUUCCAGGAGGAGAUGGGCGUGGUGAAAUCCCACAACCUGAAGCCCGGAGGAGACAAAAUUCCCGUCACUAAGCAGAACAGGAAGGAGUACGUCCAGCUCUACGUCGACUUCCUGCUGAAUAAAUCCAUUUAUAAGCAGUUUGCUGCCUUCUACCACGGCUUCCACAGUGUGUGUGCCUCUGAUGCGCUCAUGUUGCUGCGGCCAGAGGAGGUGGAGAUGCUGGUGUGCGGGAGUCCAGAGCUCGACAUGAGCGCUCUGCAAAAAGCCGCACAGUACGAGGGAUACAGCAAGACCGAGACCACCGUACGGUGUUUCUGGGAUGUGGUGUUGGCCUUCCCUCUGGAGCUCCAGAAGAAGCUCCUGCACUUCGCCACAGGAAGUGACCGCGUUCCCGUCGGAGGAAUGGCCGACCUCAACUUCAAAAUUUCCAAGAUCGACGUUUCAACUGACUGGUUGCCGAUCUCUCACACCUGUUUUAAUCAGAUCUGUCUGCCUCCGUAUCGAACCAGGAAGGAGCUCAAACACAAACUCACCAUCGCCAUCUCCAACGCUGAGGGCUUCGGCUUGGAGUGACCAGCCUACACACACACACACACACACACUCACACUUUCACACACAUAGCCUUUUAGCAACACUAGCUAUCCGUCACAACUGCCGCACUGCACAUCAUGCAUCUCUGUGGUCGUGGAUCAGACUGUAGAGGAAACAAGGUUCUCAACAAAUGGGUUCUAAUGUCAGACAAUAUUAUCAUGGACUGUAACGCAGUUUGUGUUGUUAUUUUGGAGUCGGAUUGAUGUUUGCUCAUGUCGAUGUUUUUUAAAUUUGCAGCAGAUGUGGGAACAUUCCCUGCAGGAAAACAGAGAAAUACUAGAAAUCCUUUAUUUGCACAUGGCUGUGUUAGCUCUUUGAUAAGACAACCCUGAAGGCAGUUAUAUUUUUGAGUUUGAGAAGAUGACUUUUAGUGUCAGCCUUCCAGGAACUCCACUGAUCAAAUCACAGUCACAGUUUCAUAAACUAACAUUUAAAUAUAUCAGGUCCCAUACCAUUGAAAACAUAUCCGUAUAUAUGUUUUUUUUUAAACCUUGUAUCACUAAAUGGUUAACUUCUCUUAAAUUAUAAUAGGUUGAUGCUUUGCUCAGGUAAAUAUAAUCAAUAUAACUAUUUUUUUAACAGAUUACCAGGUACCUGCCAACCAAUGACAUUUACUUUUGUGACACUCUUUUCAAUGAGCCUCUAUCAUAAAGUCCUGAUAACUGAGGCAAAAAUCAGGCGUGAGUUCAAAAUACAUAUCCUCAAAUUACUUACAUUAAACUAGCAAUAUUAACACCCCUGAGUGUGAGGUAAAGAAAUAAUAAGAGGUAGAACAGUGUCAGUAAAAACGUAAAUUUUGGAGGGUACUCGAGAUUUAAUAUGUAUGUUUUGGUAUUUCCUGUUUUGUGUCAAUUCUGACUUCACUGCUUUGGUGACUUUUUGAAUAUAUUUUAAUGAAUGCAUAGGAAAUGUGUUUUAUAUCGUUUAGCUUAGCACAUGAUCAGGACAUAAAGCUUUGCUGGGAGAAGAACGCUAUCGUGUAUCAUGAGAUAUAGAUUGUCUUGUGAGGUUUUGUUGUUUUUUUUGACAUUGCCGCCUGUUUAACUGAACAAAAGGCUGCAGCAGAAAUGUUUGUUUUAAAUGUUGUAAUAUUAUGGUACGGUUGAACCAGAGCUGUUGAUUCACAGUUCGGUGUUUGUUUAGGUUCUCUUAUGUUGUAUUGUUGUAUCAUGGCUGCCGUGAGGCUGAGAGAUGAGCAGCUGGUAGAUGUUGACUGGUAGUCGAGUGUUGAGUGUACAGAAGAUGAAGCAGGAUGGGAAAGAAGCCAUCUUCUUGAUGUCCUGUUCUGUUUCUGUAUGUACAUGGAGGUGAAUUGUCAGACUAGUUAUUUGAGGUUUGAGAUGUUUCAGUGAUUUUGGUUUCAGUACUUACCGAUUAUUACAUUACACCAUACUCACAGUCCUGCAAAGCAGCGUCAGUUAAGCACCUACUUGUGGCAUUUAGUGCUUAUAGAUUUCCUUAUUCAUCCAAUCUUGGAAACACGACAACAUAUGUCCAUAAAUCCAAAUGACCACAUUAUUUCUUGCUGCCAAAGGUGGUCAUAGAUUUUAUUGCAGCAAUAUACAAAAUGAUUCACAUUGUCUGCCUGCGUCCUUACUUCAUGGAAACGAGUGUCUCCAACCCAGUCACCAGAAAAAAUGCUGGCAUGAUACAUGCCUGCAAACCAUGUUACAUUUGCACCGUAUUAUGUAGCAGAUAUAUUGAAACUUUAUGUUGCAACAAUGCUGUAGUUAAUGUGUGGUUAUGGUUAGGAAAAGAUCCUGUUUUGGCUUAAAAUACCCAGUUUUGGGGGGCACAAUCCCAACCAGAAGUGCAGUGAUUUAUCUGUAAAAAAAAAAACAGCUUUUUGUAGCACUAUAUCUGCUGGACAAACUCUGACAAGUUGCGAAAAAACACCCACAUUUGGUGCCUAAAAAGCUGUUGGAAACACAGCAAUGACUUGCUUAAACAUAACCAGUUUUGUUCUUUGUUGGUCUCAAACAGUGGUCUGCAGCUCUGCAGGCGACUCGCCAAGAUGUUCCACCAUCCACCAUCCCCUCUACCUCCAGAUGACAAUAUCAGCUCAAAUACUACGUCACUUUAGAUACGUUGGCACGACACUAAUGAAAUAUGCAAAUGUAACUGUAUUCAUGGUUGGAAGAAACGUAUAAUGCCAGCAUUUUCUCGUGUGUAACUGAGCUCUACUCUCAGUCUUCAGAGAUAAAAUAUGGGAAACAACACAACUCUAAUAACUGUAGUUUGAGGACAACAUCAUGGGCCAUUUGCUUUUUACAUGUUCUGUGUUCAGUAUAAAUGUUCUCACCUGCACUCAGUGCAAGUCAUGUUUUUUUUCUCCUCUUGAAUUUUAAUUUUCUUUUCAGUGGGUGCUGCAAAAUUCAGUUAAUAUGGAACUUCACGAGCAGAAACAGGUGCUUCUUGUUCUUGUGUUUUCGUUUUGGAGCUUGUACUCAGUGUGUUUACAUGCACUCAGUAACCAGGUUACCUAGAGAAACACAUUUGCAUGCACUUAUGUAACCUGGUUACAGUAAAUCAGCUUGUACAUGCAGCACACCAGCAGUCAGAGUCAGAGUAUCAGUUAAACUGUCUGGUUAGAGGUCACCGUUUCCUGCCUUUACAAACUUUUAGAUUUCCUGCGGUGUAAGAUAACUCAUUUAGACUUCCACUGGCUUCGCAUAAGUGUGUCUUUUAGUCAGACUUUGUAUGGAGUUAUGUAAGAUAGAAAAUCACAUUGCACAUUGAAAUUUUAUUUCUUGAAUCCACCUGCUCUGCUGCUACUUUUACAAUUAGACACCCAGUUAUCUGUACACAUGGCAGAGAAAUUAAUGUUCUUGAGAUAUCUAACCAGAGAAACUAGCUUCCUCCAAUGUUCUACCCCAAUGACAGAAACCAUGUUCCUGUGUUACAUGACAUCUGCUUAUGCCUAGUUCACACUACACAACUUCAGCCCUGAUUUUUCUCUGACACUUUUUGUGGCUCAGUGGUAAAAUCCCCACAUCAGAGGCAAAUUGGUGCCUGCAAAUCUGCACACGUUGGCAAUGUGUGAACUGUUCAAAGAUGUAAGCAGAGAUGCACCGCAGACGCUACACACCCUGUUGACAGACAGUCACGUAGUAUGACACCCACAACUUCAAGAUUUCCAAUUACAAGACAAGAAGGUGUGUUGUGUAAAGAGUCAAGGUAUUGUCAUACAAUAAUUAGUAUAUCUAACGAAUAAUGGCCCCAUGGUUAACGUUACGCACCAUAUAAAGUAACUUAGUUUUUUACUCCCAUCAGCGCAUUGGUUCUGUGAUCGCAGCCUUCCUGAUUACAUUGAUUACACACCCAUUACUGGCUCUUAAUUACUUGGGAUAUGUACAAUUUAUGGUGCAUUAUUUUUGUAUGCUUAUGUAUGAAUAGUGCAUGAGAACAGCCAGGAACAGUACAGCUAUCUGACAACUUUUAAUGUUAUGUAACGUGAACUAGGCCUGACAAGCCGACUGUAACCUGGUACUGAGUGCAUGUAAACGCAUUUAAUGUGAAGCAGCUAAAAGAGGCCUCUCUAGUUGCUUGCACAGCAUCAGACCUCACUGAGCUUUGAUAGAGCAGCCAAGUGGAACAGUGAGGUUUGGCUUUUGUGUGAUAAUUAGCGGUAGCCAAAAAUGCGUCGAGGAUCCAAUGAAAUGGAAGCGCUCUUCCUCUGGUGAAGCUUUAUGUAACUUUUUGGCUCUCAAGUCACUGCCAGCUCUUGUCUGGAGCUGAGCAGCGCUGGUUUUAAACACUCAGCACUGUCCUAUAUACGUGGGUUGCCAUGGUAAGAUGUCUAAAGUCCUAAAGACGAACUGGCAAAGACCCAGAAGUAACCAAGCAACGGCAAAGCAGCUCACAUCAGUCUGAUCUGGGUCACUCAUUGACUCGGUCCUGCUGAGUGUCCAUGGCUGCUUAACAACAAUGGGUCCUUUCUGUCAUUUAACGACAAGUUCAGAGCAACAGCAGGAGCCAGAAGCGACUCUUCUCCAAGCAUCUGCUCGAGGACAUCACACAACAUUCACAUCACGUUGGACUCUUUGUACAAACAAGCUGUUGACUGGGAGAAACAUGUCAGCGUCCUCCUGCUAAAUCCAAAAAGGACAUAUUUUAUGGUAUGAAAUGGGAGAUGAUGUCGCAGUAACUCGUGCUUGGACAAAUAGAUUUUUUUUUUUUUUUUGUAUUUUGAGAUGUUUAUCAGGUGUGUUAUUUGUAAAUGGGACCAAACUGUGCAGGUUAUACAGUGGAAAGGUAGCGGGAAGACCUGGGCAAAAGUCUGUUUGAAAAUAGUUCAAACUGAUUGUAAGAAUUUGUUGAGAUGUAAUUAUUUUCACUUGUCAGAUGUUUUGAAAAGUGCAGACAGCACUUAAAAGUCGAAAGGUCAUGUAUGUCUGAUGCUUCUCUUUUUUAUUUAACAAACAUAAACCUUCAGGUUCAUCAGUAUCUGUUAAAUGUUGUGUACACUAAGUUCUGUUUGGUUUUAACAUGUGUUGCGACAGUUUGUAAUGAUUCUAUCAGUGACCACAUAUACUGUGCUUCUCUGUCGCGCUAGUCUUGUGUAAUGUACUGUAUGUACUGCAUCUACAGUAAAAGUGGGCGAGGGGUCAUUGCUCUC
This is a messenger RNA of Epinephelus fuscoguttatus (brown-marbled grouper), 7389 nucleotides long. It is a transcript of the gene hectd2, whose product is annotated as HECT domain containing 2. Gene Ontology annotation, molecular function: ubiquitin protein ligase activity. The transcript is spliced from 22 exons. The record is from RefSeq and is a predicted model, not a curated record. The coding region runs from base 464 to 2752 and encodes 762 amino acids. NCBI's taxonomy places the organism in Eukaryota, Metazoa, Chordata, Actinopteri, Perciformes, Serranidae. Gene Ontology annotation, biological process: protein polyubiquitination.